Messenger RNA from Zea mays, 1084 nucleotides. RefSeq lists its product as uncharacterized. NCBI's taxonomy places the organism in Eukaryota, Viridiplantae, Streptophyta, Magnoliopsida, Poales, Poaceae. The coding region runs from base 139 to 648 and encodes 169 amino acids. The record is from RefSeq and is a predicted model, not a curated record. The transcript has 6 exons.
GCCAAUUGUCCAUCUAUGCCUCUGUCUGGCCCUGCCGCGCCGUCCGCACGCGCGCGCACGACGCACAGUCACAGAUAGAUACCUUUCCUCUCUUCUCCCGUCCGGCCGUCCCCUCUUCCGCGGCAACCCCGGCGCGGCAUGGCGAGCCCGUCCUCCUCAUCUUUCCCGUCCCGGAAGGUUGCGCGCGUUCAGGCCCUGAGCAAGAUCGCCUGCAGGCGCCUGCAGAAGGAGCUAACGGAGUGGCAGGUCAACCCGCCCGCCGGCUUCGAGCACAGGGUCACCGACAACCUCCAGAGGUGGGUCGUCGAUGUAGCCGGGGCACCAGGCACGCUCUACACCGGCGAGACCUACAAACUGCAGGUGGAUUUCUCCGAGCAUUAUCCCAUGGAGGCACCUCAGGUUAUAUUUCUGCAUCCAGCACCGAUGCAUCCACACAUUUACAGUAAUGGACACAUCUGUUUAGAUAUAUUGUAUGACUCGUGGUCCCCAGCAAUGACUGUCAGUUCUAUCUGUAUCAGCAUAUUAUCUAUGCUGUCCAGCUCACCAGCAAAGCAACGCCCAGCCGAUAACGAUCGCUAUGUCAGGAACUGUCGCAAUGGGAGGUCACCAAAGGAGACCACGUGGUGGUUCCAUGACGACACUGUGUGAUGGGUGGUUCCGGCUGUUGUCCUGCCCGCAUUUUAGUUGCCAGACUACAUGGGAGAUGAUCUAGGCAUAUUUCAAGCGACCCAUUUGACCAGAAACUAACACGCUCUUCUGGUUUGUAAAUGAGUGUGCAUCAGCGUCAGGUCUCUGUACUUGUUGAUCCUUACACCGUCUAUAGUAUGUAGAAUAAUGUUUGUAUCUUUGUCAAUUUACGGAACAGACAUGAAAUGCAGGUCACUGUUGACUUGCAAGAUUUCUGAAUCCUUCUAGUUGAAAGUUGAAACGAGGGUUAUAUAUGCUUGGUAGUCUGCUCCAGAUGCAGCAGCUUUAGCUCUAGUUCCACUUAACUCUAGCUCAAACUAUGGCAGAGCUCUUUUGGGAGUGGCUGUGUGAUCGUGUAAUAAUAUAUCUGUUGUGUGAGUAUUGCAAAAUUCUGUAA